Molecule: messenger RNA, 561 nt
Organism: Fibroporia radiculosa
Lineage: Eukaryota; Fungi; Basidiomycota; Agaricomycetes; Polyporales; Fibroporiaceae
Exons: 5
Coding region: 1-561 (186 amino acids)
Source: RefSeq, a predicted model, not a curated record
AUGGAGUCUCCUAUCUACUAUACACGAGCUGAAUAUAUUGAGACAGACACCGGCAACAAAGUUUCGCGACGCGCCACCAUCGCUGGUCCCCAGAACAUCAUCCUUGGUGGGAAGACCAUCAUCUCAAGCGGUGCAAUUAUUCGCGGUGAUCUACGAAGGACGGGUCCCGGUCAUGCAGUGGUUAUUUCGCUGGGUCGAUAUUGUCUCAUCGGCGAAGGACCUCCUUAUAAGACGUACCGCGGCAAUUUCAACUACUAUCCCAUGAAGAUAGGUGACCACGUACAUAUUGGUGCGAACACUAUCGUUGAAGCGGCGACCAUCGGGAACCACGUUGAGAUUGGGAAGAAUUGUGUUAUAGGAAAAUUUACUAUUAUCAAAGACUGCGCAAAGAUUGCAGAUGGCACAAUCAUCCCACCGAACACAGUCGUUCCUGCAUUGUCGCUAUUCGCGGGUUCGCCUGGUCGGUUUGUUGAGGAUCUUCCCGAAUCUACACAGGAAAUGGUCGAGGCUCUGACGAAGCAAUAUUACACGCGAUUCCAGCCCAUGUCUAGCGAGCGAUAA